AUGGAAAGUCUUGAAGAUGAUCGCGAGAUGCUACUUCAACUUGUCAGCAACCUGCGCGAAUCAAGUAACAGUGAAGUCAUCCAACUGCUCAACCUGAUUCGGAGUAAUGCCCCCUUGGAUGAAAUCAAAGAUUACAUGGACAAAAGGAUGCACGACGAGAUUGAGAAGACACCCGAACUAAUGGAUAUUGCCAACAGCAUGCGAGAUGAUAGCAAUCAUUCGCGGCGCAAGGUCCUAGAUGCGCGACGACUUUCUGAUGAUCCGUUGUGGGAUGUCCCCGCCAGCCCCUGGACAAGUUUGACUGAUGACGAUGGGUUUGUGUCCCAUCUUAUUUCGCUCUUCUUUACCUGGUUUCAUCCGUUCUUGAAUUUUAUGGAUCGUGACCGAUUCAUCAAGGACAUGCAGUCGGGCGAUCCAGACAAUACUCUCUACUGUUCACCUUUCCUUGUCAACGCCAUCUUGGCCGAUGCCUGUGCCUAUUCCGAUUAUCCAGAGGCAUUUUCUCGACGGAAUGAUCUAACUUCGAAGGGAAAGCAUUUCUACGAGGAGGCUAGAAGGCUUUAUGAGAAUGAAGAUGGCAAAGUCGGAUUGCCUACAAUACAAGGCUUAUGUAUUCUGUUCUCAAGUUCCUGCCUGUAUGGUGAAGACCGACGCGGAUGGCUUUACGUAGGACAAUUAGUCUACGUCACGCAAGACCUAUUCGAGGAAUACGAUCUCGGGAAAGAGUCUAUAUACGAACCAGAAGUUGUCAACAAUGUAGUUUGGGGCCUUUACAAUAUUAUGGCGUUAGAUUCCCCAACCGUUGGGAGGCCGUUCAUGAUUACUGACUACGAUAGGGCCAACUCUCUUAUCUUCCACAAAAGAACUAUGUUUCGCGCACCGAAAAGGCCAUGCAAAGUUCACCCGGAUCCUGGGCCUGGUUACCAGGAUUUGUGGUCCCCAUACCCCUCUCUGGUCGGCGCCAUCCCUGCCCAUACCGGGCACAUGUUGAAGGCAUAUUCCGAUCUGAGUCUUACCGCAUUCGAAUCAUCCUCUUGGUUUUUUCACGGUUGCAACCAUUUGGAGAAUAUGUCCUUUCUGGAAUCCAGAGAUGCUGCGCAUGAGUUGUAUGCUCGUCUCAAAGAUUGGAAAACGAACCUCGACGACUGUAUGAAUGAACAGAAUAACAAAACACCACACUGCCUGAGUUUGCACAUGUACUGGAACAACAUAAUCUUGUGCACGUAUGGUCUUGUACAGAAAAAGGCUUAUCAGGAAGACUUAAGUCCCGAAGAUUAUCAAUCAGUGAAAGAAAACCGACUCACAGCAGCCAGGGAAGUUGGAAGACUGAUGUCGGUGCAUCUAUCCUUAUGGGGAAGCGAUCGAGUCCCAGCGGCAAACAUGCAAUCCUGCUCAAUAGCAGAGAACACCCUUCUCGAAGAUCUCGACAACCCGGAGAGCCGAAAGGCUUUCAUUGAUCUAUGCAUUGUUUCCAAGGCCGCUGCAUGUCGUUGGCCCUUGGGCAAGGCAAAGCUGCGCGCCCUCCAUGUCGCGGCAAAAGAGUUGGAAGUCACCCUCCCGUCCGAAACAGAGUCUUUAUUCUCGGAUAUCGAGAGCAAUUGGUCGCCUAGGGAAACAAAGGAUAUGAGCAGCAAAAAUCCUACCUUUGCGAUUUAUCUUAAGUCCCAGAACAAUAAUGAAGCAGAACUUGACACGUUUUUUGAGAAGUGGGACGCUUUGCACAUCGACGAUUCCGGUCCUGAGCAUAGCGUUCGCUUCAACUUCUCUCAGUACAUGCCCUACCCGUAG
Penicillium antarcticum is the source of this 1788-nucleotide messenger RNA. RefSeq names its product fungal specific transcription factor domain-containing protein. Gene Ontology annotation, molecular function: DNA binding; zinc ion binding. Bases 1 to 1788 code for a protein of 595 amino acids. The transcript has 4 exons. Gene Ontology annotation, biological process: DNA-templated transcription. The record is from RefSeq and is a predicted model, not a curated record. NCBI's taxonomy places the organism in Eukaryota, Fungi, Ascomycota, Eurotiomycetes, Eurotiales, Aspergillaceae.